AUGCUCCUCGACCCUCUCAUCAACCGGCCUAACCGCGUCGUGGAGAAGCAGCGGAUGAUCCAGGCGUCGCGCGACCCCAUCUACCUCAGUAACCCCGGCGCGAAAAUCUACGUCCGGGCAUACUAUGGUCUCUUUGCUUUCGGCAUGCUCGGAGCAGUCUAUGGUAUGGUUUCGUUGAUCAAGGGCAAGCCCGCGGCGGAGUAG
Rhodofomes roseus is the source of this 204-nucleotide messenger RNA. RefSeq lists its product as uncharacterized. The record is from RefSeq and is a predicted model, not a curated record. NCBI's taxonomy places the organism in Eukaryota, Fungi, Basidiomycota, Agaricomycetes, Polyporales, Fomitopsidaceae. The transcript has 5 exons. Bases 1 to 204 code for a protein of 67 amino acids.